CAUAAUCCUGGAUGGUUCCAGUUUAAAAAUACAAGCCUCACCAAGUUGUUAUCUCUGAGUACGCAAAACUGUGACCGACCUGUAAAACAUCUUCAGCAAUGUCGGGAAGCAAAAGACUGGAUGGCAAAAUCGUGAUUAUAACAGGCGGAGCCAGCGGGAUUGGAGCCGAAUCCGCAAGGCUGUUCACUGAACACGGAGCUAAAGUGGUCAUAGUUGACGUACAAGAAGAGCUAGGUCAAAACGUUGUCGUUUCAAUAGGCACCGAGAAAGCAAGUUUUUACUGUUGCGAUGUUACAAACGAAACAGAGGUAGAGAACGCCGUUAAGUUCACCGUCGAAAAACAUGGAAAGCUAGACGUUCUGUUUAGUAACGCUGGCGUCAUUCUGUUUAGCCAACCGGGCGUUUUAGAACCACCGGGAAGCAUUCUCGACUUGGAUCUCGAAAAGUUUGACCGAACAAUGGCUGUGAACGUUCGUGGAGCAGCGGUGUUUAUCAAACAUGCGGCACGUGCCAUGGUGGAGAAAGGCACGCGUGGUUCCAUCGUUUGUACGACCAGCGUUACGGCGGAGAUCGGUGGUCAGGGACCUCAUGAAUACACGGCGUCGAAGCAUGGGCUCGUGGGGCUGAUUAGAUCCGUGUGUGGCGAUUUAGGGAAACAUGGGAUAAGAAUAAACGGCGUGGCACCGUUCGGGGUGGCGACAGCAAUGACUAGCCACGACGAGGAGACGGCUAAGCAGGUCGAGGAGUACAGCGAAGCUAAAGGGAUUCUUAAAGGUGCUGUGCUGAAGGCUCGACACGUGGCGGAUGCUGCCUUGUUUCUUGCUUCUGAUGACUCAGCUUAUAUCAGUGGUCAGAACUUAUCUGUGGACGGUGGUUUUUGCGUCGUUAAGCCUGUUUGAGACAGUAGGAUAUAUUUACAUUAUAUAAAAAUAUUGGUUAUUUGUUUCCCAAUCGGGAUCGUUAUUGAUGAACGUUAUUAUAUUGAAUAUCAUAUUCCAUAUCAAGAUCUUAUUAAAACCUUCUUUUCAUACCAA
Molecule: messenger RNA, 1034 nt
Organism: Capsella rubella
Lineage: Eukaryota; Viridiplantae; Streptophyta; Magnoliopsida; Brassicales; Brassicaceae
Product: short-chain dehydrogenase reductase 3a-like
Exons: 2
Coding region: 99-899 (266 amino acids)
Source: RefSeq, a predicted model, not a curated record